Molecule: messenger RNA, 2271 nt
Organism: Fusarium odoratissimum NRRL 54006
Lineage: Eukaryota; Fungi; Ascomycota; Sordariomycetes; Hypocreales; Nectriaceae
Product: nitrate reductase-like protein
Exons: 2
Coding region: 1-2271 (756 amino acids)
Molecular function (GO): oxidoreductase activity; molybdopterin cofactor binding
Source: RefSeq, a predicted model, not a curated record
AUGGCAGCUACCCAGACUGUGCUUUGGUCAAGAGUUCUCGAUCGACUGGCUGGCCCAACUCCCCCAAAGUUGAUCGUCGUGGAUCCGAGAUACAGUGAGAGUGCUUCCAAAGCUACACUGCACUUGGCCCCAAAGAUCGGUACCAAUCUCGCGCUGCUGAACGGUAUUCAGCAUCUCAUGUUCAAGAACGGCUGGAUCAACGAAGCUUAUGUCUCAAAGCAUGUCGUCGGUCUUGAAGCUCUAAAAAGCACAGUUGAAGGCUACAGUCCGGAGAGAGUUGCAGAAAUCACCGGUGUUCCAGCAAGCAAGAUUGAAGAGGCUGCUAGUAUCCUCGGCCAAACGCCAAGUCUUCUCUCUUCAGCUCUUCAAGGUGUCUAUCAGUCCAACCAAGCAACAGCUAGCGCGUGUCAAAUCAACAAUAUUCACCUCCUUCGCGGUCUUAUUGGGAAGGCAGGAAGUGGUAUCUUCCAGAUGAAUGGUCAACCAACUGCUCAGAAUAACCGCGAGACCGGCUGUGAUGGCGAGUUCCCUGGGUUCAGAAACCACCAGAACGCUAAGCAUAUGCAAGAACUGGCAGACUUGUGGAAUAUCAACAACAUCCAGGUGCCGCACUGGAAUGAGCCUACUCAUAUCCAUAACAUGUUGACAUUCAUGGAGAAGGGCUCUAUUCGAAUGGUUUGGGUUUCUGGGACGAAUCCCCUCGUCAGCUUGCCCAACCUUCCCAAAGUCCGAGAUGUAUUUACUCAACCGGAGCUCUUUGUCAUCUGCCAGGAUAUCUACAUGACUGAGACAGCUUCUAUCGCUGAUGUUGUCCUCCCAGCUGCUCAGUGGGGCGAGAAGACAGGAUGCUUCACAAACGUUGACCGAACGGUGCAUUUGUCUCACAAAGCCGUUGAACCGCCUGGAGAGGCGAAGCCAGAUCUUGAAAUCUUUCUAGACUAUAGUCGUCGCAUGGAGUUCAAGAAUAAAGAAGACGAGCCUCUCACUCCGUGGACGGAACCAGAGGAAGUCUUUGAGGCGUGGAAACGUCUAUCUGCAGGCAGACCUUGCGAUUACACAGGCAUGUCUUAUGCGAAGCUAACAGGCGGUUCUGGUAUCCAGUGGCCCUGCAACGACCAGUAUCCCGUUGGCAAAGAGCGACUCUUCGACGACGGUGUCUUCUUUACAGAUAUUGACUACUGCGAAAGUUAUGGUCAUGAUCUACAGACUGGUGUGCCAUAUUCCGAAGAGUACUACAAAGAACUCAGGCCAGCUGGUCGUGCAAUUCUCAAGACGUGCGACUAUAUACCCCCAUAUGAAGAUUCGGAUCAUGAGUACCCUUUGAGACUUUCGACAGGACGGAAUGUGUAUCAUUUCCAUACCAGGACCAAGACAGGGAGGACUGCACUGCAGAAAGCGUGUCCCGAGCCUGUGAUCCGAAUAUCUGAGAAGGAUGCUGAGACUUAUGAUAUCAAAACAGGAGACAUGGUGGUAAUCAAGUCCAGGCGGGGCAAGGUUGAGAUGAAGGUGAAAGUCGGCAAGAUUUCUCAAGGACAAGCUUUCAUCCCGUUCCAUUUUGGAUACUGGGACACAAAGGAUGGAAGGGCACGAGCCGCAAAUGAGCUCACGAUCACCGAAUGGGACCCUAUAUCGAAGCAGCCGACCUUCAAAUCUGGUGCAAUAUCCAUCGAAAAGGUCCCAGAUGAUCGCCCAACGGCAAAGGAACGGCAAUCGGAAGCUUUGGCAAAAGAAGAAAAGAACGACGCAAGCAAUUCGAACGUCACAGAGAGUGAUCUCAACAACCGCGAGCGUGAAUUGGAGACUUGGCUAGGCGAAACCUACGAAUCAAUUCUCCUCCUGCGCGACAUCACAGAACAGCUGCUAGAUCAUCUAGUAGCCGACUCAGAAGCUCACUCCGGCGUUCGAAUUCUCAUCCAAGUCACCAAAGACACAACCAAACGCCUCAAACCACAGGUUGAUAAAUUCGGUGAGAAUCAAGCCCGUGGUAGACACGCCGCUCAUACGCUGCGCGACUCAUUAUUCCCCAAGAGCGAUGAUACACCAAGUCAACUACAAGUGUUGGAAGCGCUGCGAAGUCUGCAGGUGUACUUGGCUCAUCUGCGCGUUGGGCUGGAAGCGCUGAACCCUGUUAGUCAAGCAAUUUGGAAUGAGGAGUUCUUUCAGGCAGUAUCGUAUGCUAUUUCGCAGGUUAAGAGGAUGCAGGAUUGGGUGACCACGCAGAUCAAGGUUAGGGCUCCUCAGGCGCUUUUAGUGCCCUGCAAGGUCGAUUAG